AUGACUGCACCCUCUGAACCUAUGGCGGAUUCGUGGAGCGGUAGAGGAGUGCAGGUGGUCGUUGGUCACUAUAAUGGCAAUCUACCGCAAGAGAAGCUACGUAAUCUGACGGAUGAAAGCAGUUCAGAAGAGAUCAAUGCGAACAACUUCAAUCCGAUCGGUUGGGGUGAAGGUGGAGCGGCAGUGAGACUAUCAAAAGAAGAAGAGCGUCUUUCUGAUCAGACAUUUAGUAUCAAUCAGUUCAGCUUGUAUGUGAGCGAUCGUAUUGCUUUGAAUAGGUCUCUAGGCGACUACAGAAAGCCGUCCUGUCGCUCAAAAAAGUAUAGAGCUUUCCUCAAAUAUCCAACGUUAGAUGAAGCUCUACGUAUUUUACCAGUGACCGUGAAAGUUCUACGUACAAAACAAAGAGUUGGACUGAUUAGAGCGAGACUCAUGGGGGCACAGGAAGCCACAGGAGACGUACUCACAUUCCUCGAUUCGCAUUGUGAGUGCACGGAAGGCUGGUUGGAACCGUUGUUAGAUCGAAUAAAGGAUAACAGGAAGUUUGUGGUUUGUCCGGUUAUCGAUGUCAUCAAUGAUCGAACUUUUCAAUACCAGAAAGGUCUCGAUAUGUUUCGCGGUGGUUUCAAUUGGAAUCUGCAGUUUAGAUGGUACUCGCUGCCGAAUGACAUGGUGAAACAUCGCCUUGGUGACCCGAGCUCUCCCAUACCCUCACCGACGAUGGCUGGUGGCCUGUUUAGUAUAGACCGUCGUUACUUCGAGGAGCUGGGAACGUACGACCAUGAAAUGGACAUCUGGGGUGGUGAAAAUCUCGAAAUUUCAUUCAGAAUUUGGCAGUGUGGAGGACGCGUGGAGAUCCUUCCGUGUUCACACGUCGGCCACGUCUUCCGACAUAUUUCUCCUCAUGAUAUUCCUGGCAAUUCUUCGGGAAAGAUCCUUGAUGGCAAUAUGAUUCGCGUUUCGGAAGUUUGGAUGGACGAAUGGAAAUUUUUGUUCUACAAGUUAGCUCCACAGACCGCCAAACUUCGCAGUAUCGUGGAUUUAAGCGAACGGAUGGAACUUCGCCGUCGGCUACAGUGCAAAAAUUUUAAAUGGUACCUUGAGAACGUGUUCACGGAUCAUCAUAUGCCUAUGGAGGAGGAUUUCUUUGGACGGGUUUGUUUCUCCAUAUCUUCCAGAGCUUUGUUAUCUCUUUUCUUCAAUUGCUCCAAUCUUUUCUUACCAUUCAUUUCCGCGGAAUUCAAGAAGUUCUGCAUCGUUAACCGACCCGGCGACCCGGGUUCUAAGAAACAACAGCUAAGUAUGGCGCCCUGUACGUUAGGGUUCGAUCACUGGCAGUUCUGGAUCUACUCCACGGAUCAUCGACUGAAAUCUGACGAGCAUAUGUGCCUGUCUGCUGUGCAGACGGUGCACGACGGCGGCAAGUGGACGGUGCAGCUGAAAGAAUGCUUUGGAUACGACAACGAACAGUGGGACUACAACCGACAGGUUUUACCUGGUCUAAUCCUAUGGAAAAACCCUAGUGAAGCAGAACACAAAUCCUGGUUCAUUAAAAAUUCUAUGGAAGUGUAG
This is a messenger RNA of Angiostrongylus costaricensis, 1572 nucleotides long. Lineage: Eukaryota; Metazoa; Nematoda; Chromadorea; Rhabditida; Metastrongylidae. The record is from the annotation of a GenBank genome assembly.